UUUAUCAAAGCAUGGAUUUUAUAUUUAUCAAGCAUUAGUUUUCAAUUAAAAUCAAAUUUCUUGUGAAUAUUAUAAAUCAAUCUGUAACAUUUGUUGACAUUAUUUAAGAAGUUGCAUACUCAAUCUAAUCUAAUCUAAACAAAUCAAAGAAUAUAAACGAGAACAGAAAUUUGUCUGAGCAAUUUCUUUUGUGAGUGUUGUCGCUAUAGUCAUUGACUGUAAAAAAGAAACGAUAAGCGUAAAUCUCUUAGCUUAAAAGCUUAAAGGAAUUUAUCGAAAAAUUUGUCACAUUUCCUCUUGCUGAUUGAAAAAUAUCGCGUUGGAAAUCGAGCUUGAUUUAGUUUGUAAUCGACUAUUGCAGUAUAAUGAAGUAUAUUUUAUAUUUUUUGGGACUUUUAGCUGUGACGCAUCAAGCAUCUGCUCAGUUGCAAUGCGUCAGUUGUACAAAUUGUGCAAACGUUGCAAAUCAACCAAGAGUGACAUGUACUGUUCCGACACCACCAAUCCCAACAGAUCCUCCCACAACACCAACUGGAGGAACGACAACAACAACACCUGUAGGACCGACUACAACGACUGGUCAGGAAACUGCACCUCCUGGGGGACCAGUGACACCACCCACAGUCAGCUUGACACCAGUUCCCCCGACAACGCCACCAGUAGCAGAUCCUACACCACCCAAUACGCCAAUCACACCGCAACCUCCUAUUUUGACCCCACCUGGUGGAAUACCUGGAACAGAUGUUCCAACCACAGUACCAACCACAGUACCAACCACAGUUCCAACCACAACACCUGAAGAUCCAAAUGCUCCAACUUUCACUCCCCCGGCUAUCCAAUCAAAAUAUCAAAGAAAUAUAGAAGAAGCCACUGCAGCACCAACAGUACCACCAAAUCAAAAUCCAGCACUUUUCAGCUGUUUCACAACUGUUGUUCAAGUUGGCAAUGAAGGUCAAACCCAAAUCAACAGAGGAUGUGUUAGGAAUGGUGGAAAUACUGCACAUACAUGUAGGAGAACAAAUAACUACAAUGAACCUCAAAGUUGUGAGCUUUGUUCAUCAAAUGAAUGCAACAAUUCAAGUUCAAGUGCAUUAUUGUCGUCCAUUUUACUGGUUUUUGGAUCAAUUUUCCUAAUUAAUCGACUUGUGUGAAUGAUGUAAAGUGUUAAGUUCGUAAUGAUUUGUAUGGAAAACUGUAUGAAACUUUGUUGGAAUAUAAAUAAUUACUUAAUAAAAACGAAAAGAAAAUAAAAAGAUUGAGAUAUCGUAUUAUGAAUUAUGAAAUG
Molecule: messenger RNA, 1285 nt
Organism: Clunio marinus
Lineage: Eukaryota; Metazoa; Arthropoda; Insecta; Diptera; Chironomidae
Source: the annotation of a GenBank genome assembly